Molecule: messenger RNA, 1282 nt
Organism: Musca vetustissima
Lineage: Eukaryota; Metazoa; Arthropoda; Insecta; Diptera; Muscidae
Gene: twz
Product: BTB/POZ domain-containing protein Tiwaz
Exons: 5
Coding region: 56-1180 (374 amino acids)
Biological process (GO): protein homooligomerization
Molecular function (GO): protein binding
Source: RefSeq, a predicted model, not a curated record
AGCAUAUUCAACAUUUUUAACAGCACAUUCAGUUCGAAACGGACCUUCAGCGCGAAUGCAAGUCAGAACGUCAUUUGUGGCAUUGGAUCAAAGAUCAUCUUUGACAGUGGAGUCUUCUUGUCCAAAAAGAAAAAAAUGCGACAUGGAUCGAGAACGAGAAAGAGAAAACAAAUCGCUCGAACCCAGAGAUUUAUCAUCGACUGGCAGGAUUUAUGCCCGUAGUGAUAUCAAAAUUAGUGCUUCUCCGACGGUUUCGCCAACGAUCUCAAAUUCUAGUUCACCCACACCAACACCGCCGGCCAGUUCAGCAGUAACACCAUUGGGCCUACCGCCGGGCACUGUUGGCUCGGGUAUAACCAGUGGUUCGGGUAGCACUUCCGGUUCAGCAGCUAGUGCGGCAUCGUACAUGCAUGCCAAUCACAAACCGAUCACAGGAAUUCCUUGCGUUGCGGCUGCAAGUCGCUACACGGCUCCAGUGCACAUCGAUGUGGGUGGUACCAUCUACACCAGUUCACUUGAGACCUUGACCAAAUAUCCCGAUUCCAAAUUGGCCAAACUAUUCAAUGGGUCAAUACCAAUUGUUUUGGAUUCCCUGAAGCAGCACUACUUCAUUGACCGAGAUGGCGGCAUGUUCAGACACAUAUUGAAUUUCAUGCGGAAUUCAAGGCUUUUGAUAUCGGAGGACUUUCCACACUUGGAGUUGUUGUUGGAAGAGGCGCGUUACUUUGAAGUUGAACCCAUGAUUAAGCAAUUGGAAGCCAUGCGCAAGGAUCGUGUACGCAAUGGCAACUAUUUAGUGGCUCCACCUACACCGCCUGCUCGCAUUAAAAGUAGUCCACGUAUCGGCACCAACAACGAAUGCAACUACGAGGUGGUAGCUCUGCAUAUCUCCCCAGACUUGGGAGAGCGUAUUUUACUGUCUGCCGAACGAUCCCUGCUCGAUGAGGUGUUUCCCGAAGCCAGCCAAGGGACCCAGACUAGUCGCAGUGGUGUAUCCUGGAAUCAGGGUGACUGGCGGCAAAUCAUCCGUUACCCGCUCAAUGGUUAUUGUAAACUUAAUUCGGUGCAAGUCUUGACAAAGCUGCUAAAUGCUGGCUUCACCAUUGAGGCCAGCACCGGGGGCGGUGUUGAAGGCCAACAAUUUUCAGAAUAUUUACUCGUAAGACGUAUACCAAUGUGAUAGACUCGAGGAAGGAGUUCGGUGUAAAGUAAUCCAGCUUAGCAAACUCCCUCUUUAAAAUCCCAUUUAAAGAAUUACACGUAAUCUUAGAUAUUUUAGACA